This is a messenger RNA of Ananas comosus (pineapple), 8679 nucleotides long. Its product is annotated as protein SABRE. The transcript is spliced from 23 exons. Lineage: Eukaryota; Viridiplantae; Streptophyta; Magnoliopsida; Poales; Bromeliaceae. The record is from RefSeq and is a predicted model, not a curated record. Bases 228 to 8138 code for a protein of 2636 amino acids.
GCUACAGCGAACUCCUCUCUCUCUCUCUCUCUCUCUCUCUCUCUCUCCAUCGCGCUCUUCGCCGACGAUUCCCCUCUCCGAUGCGUCUCCGAUCGAUCUCUCGUCUCCGGAUCGGGGCUAGGGUUUCCGAUCCGAAGCCAUGCGCUUGAUCCACCGCGGGGAUCUGAUCCCCGACCCUUCCGCCGCUUCUCCGUAGCCGGAUUCGCUCCCCUCUCCCCCCGCGAGCGAUGGCGUCGUCGCCGGUUAAGUUCGUCUCGGUUUUCCUCGUCGUCUCCGUGGUCGGAUGGGUCGUUUUCACAUUUGCUUCCAGGUUGUUGGCUUGGUUUCUAAGCCGUAUAUUAAAGGCUUCUGUUGGGUUUCGUGUUGCUGGAUGUAAUUGUUUGAGAGAUGUUAAUUUAAAAUUCAGAAAGGGUGCUGUGGAAUCUGUAUCAAUUGGUGAAAUCAAACUCAGCUUUCGUAAGUCACUAGUCAAGCUGGGGUUCAGCUUUAUCUCAAAGGAUCCGAAAUUACAGUUGUUAAUUUGUGAUAUUGAAGUCAUAAUGAGAUCUUCUGAGCAGAGGAAAAGGACUAGUAAACAUCGGAAGUCUCGUUCAACUGGAAAAGGGAAAUGGCUGGUCAUUACAAGCAUGGCUAGAUUUUUGUCGGUUACGGUAACAGAUUUAGUUGUCAAGGUGCCAAAAGCUGUUUUCGAAAUCAAAGAUUUGAAGAUGGACAUAUCUAAAAUUGCUGGACCAAAUCAGAUUCUUGGAGUCAAGUUGCACAUCGUACCUUUUACUGUACAGUUUGGGGAUUCACAUUUUAAUCUUGACCAGUCAUUCAGUUAUAGUCAAACGGAUUGUUCACAACCUGAUCAAUCAUUUCCAGCUGUUAUGGAAAAGAAUUCUAUUCCCUUUGUUUGUGAGGACUUAAUGGUUUGUUGUGGCUUUGGUCAUGAGAAGGAAAAAGGUGUCAAGAUUAUUGAUCUUGAUUUGACGUGCGGAGAUAUUAUUGUCAGCCUUAAUGAAAGCCUCUUUUCCAAGACUAGUAAAAAAUUGGAGACCGCUAGUGAUUCAGACAUUAUUAGAGGUGCUACUUUGGAUGCUAUGUCAACUAAGAAGUCUUCAACGAGUAAAACUUUCCUCUCAUCAAUAAAGAAGCAAAUGUUUGUAUUCCCCGAAAAGGUUAGCUUCAGUGUGCCGAAACUUGAUGUGAAGUUCAUGCAUCUGGGUGAAGGACUUAUUGUUGAAAAUAAUGUUACUGGUAUCUAUCUCAAUAGUACUAAAUCCAAAUCACAUGAUGAUUCAGAGGAGACUGCAUUUCAUUUUGAUAUUCAGAUGGAUUUGAAUGAGAUUCAUUUGCUCAGAGAAGGUUCAACUUCUAUCUUGGAAAUUCUAAAAGUUGCUGUUAUCACUUCGGUAGACGUUCCAAUGGAACCACUUCUACCUGUUAGAGCUGAGGUUGACGCCAAACUUGGUGGUACACAAUGUAACCUUAUUGUUAGCAGACUGAUGCCAUGGAUGCGACUGCGCUUAUCAAAUAAGAAGAGAAUGGCUCUUGGCAAGGAGAAUUCUCACCUAGAAAAGUCUCAGACAAGAGAUAUUAAACCCGUCAUGUGGACAUGUACUGUCUCAGCCCCAGAGAUGACUAUUGUUCUAUACAGCCCUAAUGGAUCUGCAUUAUACCAUGUUUGUUCUCAGUCUUCUCAUUUAUUUGCAAAUAACAUAGCAAGCAAGGGGAUUCAAGUACAUACAGAACUUGGUGAACUGCAUUUGCACAUGGAAGAUGAAUAUCAAGAAUUUUUGAAAGAAAAUGUAUUUGGUGUUGAAACUUAUUCGGGUUCUCUUAUCCACAUCGCCCGUGUGAGCCUAGAUUGGGGACAUAGAGAAAUCGAGCCACAAGAAAAGCCUGAAUUAGUUCAAUUGGCACUGGUAUUUUCUGUUGAUAUUAGUGGUAUGGGAGUUCAAUUCGGUUUCAAGCAUGUUGAAUAUCUAGUCUCCAACUUGAUGUCCUUUAAAACUCUAUUUAAAGGCCUGUCUACUAAAAGAGCUACAGAAAAUAUGGGACAUCCAAGUAAGAAGUCCGCAAAAAGGACUAAUUUACUGAAAUUAAACCUGGAAAAGUGUUCUAUAACUUACUGUGGUGAGACAAGUAUUGAAGAUGCAACUGUACCAGAUCCAAAACGUGUCAAUUUUGGUUCUCAAGGUGGCGAAGUUGUAAUUAGUGUUUCUGCUGAUGGCACGCCUCGCGAAGCAGGCAUUACUUCAACCCUCCCUGGUAAUUGCAAGAAGUUGAAAUUUUCCACAUCUCUAGUUAUCUCCCAUUUACUUAUGUGCAUGAACAAGGAAAAGAAGUCGACCCAAAUAGAAGUCGAAAGAGCAAAAUCAAUCUAUGAAGAAUAUCCUGAAGAGCAUCAACCUGGCGUUAAAGUGACUCUGAUUGAUUUGCAAAAUGCUAAAAUUGUUCGCCGAUCCGGUGGCCCCGCGGAUAUUGCUGUGUGUUUGCUUUUCAGCGCCACUGAUAUAACUCUCAGGUGGGAACCUGAUGCACAUUUGGCACUAUAUGAGUCUCUUACCCGUUUGCAGUGUUUAUUACACAAAACCAAGUUUAAGAGGCCUGACAGCAAAUCGAAUUCAGAAUCAGUUGAACAUUUUGAUCAAGUGGGACAAGAUAAGAAUAAUGGUAAAAGGGAGUCAAUUUUUGUUGUUGAUGUGGAGAUGUUAAGAAUAUCUGCUGAAGUUGCGGAUGGGGUCGAAGCAAUGAUUCAAGUGCAAUCUAUAUUCUCCGAGAAUGCCAAAAUAGGUGUACUUCUUGAAGGGCUAAUACUCAGUUUUAAUGGAGCUAGGGUUUUUAAAAGUAGCCGCAUGCAGAUUUCCUGUAUCCCAGUUUCACCUGGCAGCAUUAUUGAUGCAGAGUCGACAACAAAAAGGGAUUUGGUUAUUCAAGGACUUGACGUUCAUAUCUGCAUGCCCUUUAGGUUGCCUUUACGUGCCAUCGAAGAUGCUGUCGAAGAUAUGCUACGAGGCCUAAAGCUUGUCACCGCUGCUAAAACUGAUCAAGUACUUGCCACUAAAAAGGAAAAUCUAAAAAAGCCAAAGGCCAAAUCACCAAAGUUUGGGUCUGUAAAAUUUGUCAUACGUACGCUCACAGCUGAUAUUGAAGAAGAGCCUAUACAGGGUUGGCUUGAUGAGCAUUACCACUUGAUAAAGAAAGAAGUUUGUGAGUUAGAUGUUCGACUAAAGUUCCUUGAUGAAGCUAUCUCAACUGGAAAUAAAGCUUCAGGAAGUGCAGAUCCAAAUGAUGUGCGUUCAGAAAGAAAUAAGUUAUUUUAUGAUGGGGUUGACAUUGAUGUUCAUGAUGCAGCUGCUGUUCAAAAGCUACGAGAAGAAAUCUAUAAACAAUCAUUUCACUCAUAUUAUCAGGCGUGCCAGAGAAUAAGGUUUGCGGAAGGAUCGGGUGCUUGUUCAAGAGGCUUUCAAUCUGGCUUCAGACCAAGUACUCGCAGAGCUUCUCUUCUCUCACUUCGUGCAACUGAACUGGAUGUAUGUUUGACUAAAAUCGAAGGUGGUGAUUAUGGAAUGGUUGACUUUAUAAAGAACCUCGACCCUGUUUGCCGAGAAAAUAACGUACCAUUCUCCCGAUUAUAUGGAAGAGAUAUUUGUGUAAAUGCCGGGUCUUUAGUUAUCCAACUAAGAAAUUAUACUUUUCCACUAUUUUCUGCAACUUCUGGUGGAUGUCAAGGUCGUGUUGUCCUCGCUCAACAGGCAACAUGUUUUCAGCCUCAAAUACUUCAAGAUGUAUUCAUUGGAAGGUGUCGCAAAGUGCGCAUGCUACGCUCGGCUAGUGGAACCACUCCACCGAUGAAACUGUACUCAAACUUGCCUAUAGAUUUCCACAAAGGUGAAGUGUCUUUCGGAGUAGGCUAUGAACCUCCUUUUGCAGAUUUAAGUUACGCAUUUGCAGUGGCCUUACGCAGAGCUAACCUUAGUAUAAGGAAUUCCAAUUCCUCUUCUUCGAAGGACCAAAUUGCAAAUUUCGUUUCAUCAAACCAACCGCCUAAAAAGGAACGCAGCUUACCAUGGUGGGAUGACAUGAGGUACUACAUCCACGGUAAGAUUGUUUUGUCUUUCAACGAGACUUCAUGGAGCUUUCUUGCUACAACAAAUCCAUAUGAGAAUCUCGACAGACUUCAAAUCAUUUCUGAAUAUAUGAAAAUCCAGCAAACCGAUGGGCAUGUUGAUGUUUCCGCAAAGGAUUUCAAGAUGUACAUUAGCAGUAUAGAGAGCCUGACAAAGAAUUGCAGCUUAAAAGUCCCAUCUUAUGACAGGAGACCUUUUAUUUAUUCACCUGCUUUCUCCCUCGAAGUGGUCAUUGACUGGGAAUGUGAAUCUGGCAAUCCUCUCAACCAUUAUUUACAUGCCCUUCCUAUUGAAGGGGAACCUAGAAAGAAAGUUUUUGAUCCGUUUCGUUCUACUUCUCUCUCUCUGAGGUGGAACUUCUCUCUCAGGCCCUCUCUGCUGUCCUGUGAAAAGAAUUCUGCUUCCUGUUUUGGAAACAAUCUGACAGUAGAGAACACUGAAUUCCCAACCAUGAAUCUUGGGGCCCACGACCUUGCCUGGGUCUUCAAAUGGUGGAGCUUGAAUUAUAGCCCUCCUCAUAAGUUACGUUCUUUUUCUCGGUGGCCCCGUUUUGGGAUACCAAGAGCUGUGCGAUCGGGUAACUUGUCGCUUGACAAAGUUAUGACCGAGUUUUUCCUUCGGAUUGACGCCUCACCUUCUUGCAUUAAACACAUGCCUCUAGGUGAUGAUGAUCCAGCAAGUGGUCUAACCUUCGAAAUGUCAAAAUUGAAGUACGAACUUUGCUAUAGUCGUGGUAAGCAGAAGUUUACUUUUGAGUCUAAGCGUGGAUCUCUCGAUCUUGUUUAUCGGGGCCUUGACCUCCAUCAGCCGAAGGUGUAUUUAUAUCAAGAUAGUAACUCAUCUGCAGUUCGAGAUACUCAAACAAUAAAGGGUGGCAUAAUUAAUUUCACAGAAAAACAAAGAGAUGAUGGAUUUCUCUUAACUUCUGAUUAUUUCACAAUACGGAGGCAGUCGCCUAAGGCCGAUACUGCAAGGCUGUUGGUAUGGCAAGAAGCUGGCAGGAAGAAUCUUGAGACGACUUAUGUGAGGUUUGAAUUUGAAAAUGGAAGUGGGAGUGACCAUACACCAUCAGAUCCUAGUGAUGAUGAUGGAUUUAAUGUUGUAAUUGCUGACAAUUGCCAGCGUGUGUUUGUCUACGGCCUCAAGCUCCUAUGGAACAUUGAAAACAGAGAUGCCGUGUGGUCCUGGGUUGGUGGGAUAUCCAAAGCAUUUGAACCUCCAAAACCUUCUCCUUCUAGGCAGUAUGCUCAAAGGAAGAUGAUCGAGGAAAAACAGAAGCUUGAUGAGUCAAAAAUUCCUCUAGAUGAUAAAUCUGUGUCUUCUCCUUCUACGUCCCAUGUUGUUAGUUCCCCUGUAACUCAACCAGUUGAGAUUUCAGGGCCAGUUUCAUCUCAAUCUCCUUCAACUAAACUAAACAGCUCUUCCUUCGAUGUGGCUGUGAAGCAUGGCCAUAUUGAUGACUCAGAGGAGGGGACACUUCACUCUAUGGUGAACGUUAUUCAACCUCAAUUUAAUCUACAUUCGGAAGAAGCUAAUGGUAGAUUUCUUCUCGCAGCAGCCAGCGGCCGUGUCUUAGCUCGAUCAUUUCAUUCUGUUCUGCAUGUUGGAUAUGAGAUGAUAGAGCAGGCCCUAGGUACCACCAGUUUGAAGAUUCCAGAAUCACAGCCUGAAAUGACGUGGAAAAGAGGGGAGCUUUCUGUGAUGCUAGAACAUGUUCAAGCUCAUGUUGCACCGACUGACGUUGAUCCUGGUGCCGGACUUCAAUGGUUACCUGAGAUUCUAAGGACUUCACAGAAAGUAAAGCGCACUGGCGCCUUGCUUGAAAGAGUGUUUAUGCCUUGUGAGAUGUAUUUCAGAUACACGAGGCACAAAGGUGGUACAGCUGAUUUGAAGGUGAAACCACUGAAGGAGCUUACUUUCAACUCUUCUAAUAUUACCGCAACAAUGACUUCACGCCAAUUUCAAGUUAUGCUUGAUGUACUAAGCAAUCUUCUGUUUGCAAGACUUCCCAAACCUCGUAAAAGCAGUCUUUCAUACCCAUCUGAAGAUGAUGAAGAUGAUGAAGAUGUUGAAGAAGAAGCCGACGAGGUGGUUCCUGAUGGAGUUGAAGAGGUAGAACUUGCAAAGGUCAACCUUGAACAGAAGGAAAGGGAGAGAAAACUUCUACUUGAUGACAUAAGGAUCCUAUCAGAAACUGGUGAUAUUCAAGGUGAUGUUUCUCCAUCUUCAGACAAGGACAGUGAUCUGUGGAUGGUCGGUAGUGCAAAACCAGCACUGGUGCAUGUGCUGAAAAAGGAGCUUGUAAAUAUCCUGAAGUCUAGAAAAGUUGCAUCUUCUGCAUUAAGAACGGCGUUGCAAAAAGCUGCACAGUUACGCCUGAUGGAGAAAGAGAAAAAUAAAAGCCCUUCCUGUGCCAUGCGGAUUUCAAUGAGAAUCAACAAGGUUGUAUGGAGCAUGCUUGCAGAUGGCAAAUCUUUUGCAGAAGCUGAGAUUAAUGAUAUGAUCUAUGAUUUUGAUCGUGACUACAAAGAUAUUGGUGUUGCUCGGUUCACUACCAAGUCCUUUGUGGUGCGAAAUUGUUUGCCUAAUGCGAAGUCCGAUAUGCUAUUAUCAGCCUGGAAUGCGCCUCCUGAAUGGGGAAAGAAUGUAAUGCUUCGUGUGGAUGCUAAGCAAGGUGCCCCAAAAGAUGGAAGUUCACCUCUUGAACUUUUCCAGGUAGAGAUCUAUCCAUUGAAGAUACACUUGACUGAAACUAUGUACAGGAUGAUGUGGGAAUAUUUUUUCCCCGAGGAAGAACAGGACUCACAAAGGCGGCAGGAAGUUUGGAGAGUUUCAACCUCUGCUGGAUCAAGAAAGCUAAGAAAAAGCUUUGGCAGCACCGAAACAGCUUCUUCAAGUAGUCAUUCUACAAAAGAACCCGAUGCUCCUGGAGGAUUAAGUGCAGCUGCAGCGUCCUCAUCUAAUGGAGGUGUCAAUCAAGCUGCUUCUACUCAUGGUGAUAUUUCCCAAGUUUCAAAGUUGCAAAGCCUAAAGGCAAAUAUGGUAUGUGGCUCACAUAACGAGUUACGGCGAUCAUCUUCAUUUGAAAGAAUGUGGGAAGAAAAUGGCACCGAUUCUGCAGCAAAUGAUAUUAUACCACAAGCGAACUCUUUGAAUCUACCUUCAAAAAAUGGGCCCCUUAAUCCAACAACAGAGAACAAGCACGUGACAAAUGAUGCAGCAAGAAAUAGAGCUAAAGAUUCCAAAUCAGCCAGAGCUGGUCGCUUGUCUCAUGAGCAAAAGAAAGUUGCAAAAUCUCAGGAUGAAAAAAGAACUAGGACUCGGAAAUUGAUGGAAUUUCAUAAUAUCAAGAUUAGCCAGGUUGAACUGCUCGUUACUUAUGAGGGGUCAAGAUUCGCAGUUAAUGAUCUAAGGUUGCUGAUGGAUACAUUUCAUCGCGUUGAUUUUACUGGCACAUGGAGGAGACUAUUUUCACGAGUGAAGAAGCAUAUUAUAUGGGGGGUCUUGAAGUCUGUAACUGGCAUGCAGGGUAAAAAGUUCAAGGACAAAGCUCCAAACCAGAAGGAGCCACAUGGUAGUGCAGUUCCAGAAAGUGAUCUCAACUUUAGCGACAGCGACGGAGGCCUACCAGGGAAGUCCGACCAAUUCCCUGUGUCCUGGCUUAAGCGACCAAGUGAUGGGGCCGGUGAUGGAUUCGUCACCUCAAUCAGAGGACUCUUCAAUUCCCAGCGCCGAAAAGCAAAGGCCUUCAUACUGCAAACUGUGAGAGGCGAUGCAGAUAAUGAAUCACAUGGUGAAUGGAGUGAGAGUGAUGUCGAAUCCUCUCCUCCCUUUGCAAGACAACUAACGAUAACGAAAGCUAAAAAGCUUAUAAAAAGACACACAAAGAAGUUCCGUUCAAGGGGGCAAAAGAGUUCAGGUAUCACAAUCCAAAGGGAUUCCCUCCCAUCAACUCCAAGAGAGACGACGCCGUUCCAAAGCGAUUCUUCCGGUGCUUCAUCUUAUGAGGAUUUCCACGACUAGACGUGCGUGCUGUAAAGCCAACUGGGGUUUUUCUUAUAUCUAAAAUGGAGACACCAAACAAAUGCGGAUGUUGCAUAAUCGGCCCUUAAAUAUGCAAGGGCUUUAUUUAAAGCUGAAGAGAUCUCAUACCGACUAUCAAGAUUGAAGGUGGAGACAUUAUGGGCCGGAUUAGAAUAAUGGAGCCAUUAUCCGAAUGCUAAGGUAUGGAGAUGGCCUCUUUUUUGCUUCACUAGUUUGUUAAUGAUUCUUAGUCGUCUUUUUACUGUGUAUAUAUAUAUAUAUAUAUAUAUAUAUAUAUAUAUAUAUAUAUAUAUAUAUCUCUCUCUUACAACUAUUUGCUGGGUGCCAUAGCCCUUACUCAUAUAUGUUGUACUGCUGUGUAUAUAACUAAACCCCUUCAUAUGACAUUCCAGAAUUCAAUGAUUCUUAGAGCCUAACUAUUAUGAGAAAAUAAAUAUAGAAUCUCAAAAUCACUGCAUUUGUACUGUUUUGUGUACCUUUUAUAUUCAUCUAAUGUGCAAUUAUUCUACCUUUAUUUCUA